Molecule: messenger RNA, 2452 nt
Organism: Plodia interpunctella (Indianmeal moth)
Lineage: Eukaryota; Metazoa; Arthropoda; Insecta; Lepidoptera; Pyralidae
Gene: NO66
Product: Nucleolar protein 66
Exons: 1
Coding region: 693-2423 (576 amino acids)
Source: RefSeq, a predicted model, not a curated record
UAGUCUUGAUUCCGGUCAGCUUUCAAGACGAGAUCUUGUGUAGUGACCAGUGAUCAAGUGUCAACGUAAACAUAGUAGAACUAUAUUUUAUAGUUAGUAGGUACUCCGUACCUACUAAUUCCAUGGUUACUUACAUAAGUUAGUUUCAUUAGAACAAAAGAAAGUUGUCUAGUCGACAGUGGUCGUUUGUAACGAAACACUUUAGCUUUCACUGUACCUACCUUAAUUUAUUGCUUGUAGUAUUGUAUACAAGUUUUAUUAAACGAUUGGCCUCAUGUACGAACAUAUUUUUUGUCAUCAGACAUGGGGAUCGGGAGGAAGGUUUUGGGCAGCUCUGUACUUACAUUAGGGCGCCAUUCCAAAUUAUGUAUCAAGUUUUUGCCAUCAUUACAAAAAAAAUUGGGCAUUGAUGAGUGGAAUGUUUGUUUUUGACAUUAAGAGAUCGUAAGUAAUGGCAACACUUGAUUACACUUGACAGUGUCAGUAAGUUUGUUGAAGUAAAAAUUAACCUCAAAAUAGUUGUUAACCUCAAAUGUUGCGAUCGUAAAUCGUACUUGCAUUGCAAACUGCAUUCCACAGAACGUUUUUUUUUUCAUAUAUUGUUUUAUGUGAUCACAAUAAACAUACAUAAUUAUCCAUAUAGGAAGCACCCUUAAAGUUUGUUAAAUUACCUAGAAAUUCACGUGUUUAUAAUGAAUUCACCGGUAUCUGCUUUUGCUGUUUACAAUAACGAUAAGAAAACGAAGAAACAAGAUAAGAAGAAGCCACCAAAAAAUGUUUCCUCACCAAAAUUAUCUAAAGAAUUAUCAAACGAUGUUAUGAAAAAACUAGCUCAAAAAGUCAAACAAAAGAAAGGUAAAGAUAACAAAAAUAUUGCAAAGAAGAAGCUUCAUAAGAAGAAAAAGAAAGAAAUUGUCCAACGCAGUGGAAACUUGAUUAAAGAAUUAACAAGGAAACAUAGCAUUUCUGAAAGUGAUGAUGUUCCAGCAUUAAUAAGUCUAGCUUCUGAACCUAAAUGUGUUGAAGAAAAUGAGCAUUGCUCAGAUAAUGUCAGUUUCGAGUUCACCCCUGUGGAAACAGAUAGUGUUGAAGACGGCCUGAAAAUCUUCAAGUGGAUGAUAGCACCAUAUGACCCAAAUGUUUUCCUGAACCGUGUUUGGGAAAAGAAACCUCUCCAUAUAGCUAGAAAUAAGUCAAAGUAUUAUCGAGAAUUAAUUUCAACACCUAUCAUUGAUAAGAUGCUACGUAAUGACAAUAUCCAAUUUACAAAAAAUAUUGACAUCACUUCUUAUGUUGAUGGUAAGAGAGAGACCCAUAAUCCAGAGGGAAGAGCCCAUCCUUACAUUGUUUGGGAUUAUUAUAUGAAUGGAUGCAGUAUUCGACUUUUAAAUCCUCAAACAUACAUGCAGAAACUCCAUUUGUUAAAUGCUACACUUCAGGAGUUUUUCAAUUCAUUUGUUGGUGCCAAUGCAUACUUAACACCACCGGACAGCCAAGGAUUUGCCCCACAUUAUGAUGACAUUGAAGCUUUUAUCUUGCAAUCUGAAGGUAAAAAACAUUGGAGAGUAUACAAACCUAGAACCGAUGAGGAAGUGUUACCAAGAGUAUCAUCAAAAAAUUUUGACCAAGAUGAAAUAGGGGAGCCAAUUUUAGAGGUGACUUUGGAAGCUGGAGAUAUGCUGUACCUCCCUAGAGGAUAUAUUCAUCAAGGAGUGACUAUAGAAGGAGAACAUUCGCUUCAUGUAACAGUCAGUAUGUAUCAAAAGCACUCUUGGGCAGAUUUAUUUGAAAAAAUGAUUCCGGCGGCUCUACAACUUGCAAUAACUGAGAAUGUUGAUUUCCGGAAAGGAUUACCUUUCGAUAUUUAUGAUAACUUUGGUCUAGUCAAUUCAGAUGUGAACACACCUCGGAGGAAAGAAAUUGAGGUUCUUGUGAAAUCACUUUUUGAUAAAAUUAAAGAAAAAUUACCAAUUGAUGAAGCUGUUGAUCAGAUGAAUAAAAAUUACCAACAUGAUGCAUUGCCACCCGUGUUGAGCGAUCUAGAAAAGGCUGUCACUGUUUAUAGUGACAAUGAUGUUGUAAUGAAAGAUGGUAGAGUUAUAAAUAGAGUUGAAAUAGGGCUUGAUACAAAAAUACGAUUGUUACGCAAGAAUAUAUUGAGAAUGGUUUCUGAAGACCGUAUACGAUUGUACUACUAUGUUGAGAAUUCUUUAGAAUAUCAUGGAAGUGAGUUGCCUUACCUUGAAAUAGAAGAGGAAUGUGCACCAGCGAUAGAAACCUUGAUAACUUCAUACCCCCAAUAUGUGUCUGUGGAGAAUCUAGAGGCCCCAAAUGAUUCAGAUAAACUACAAAUAGCCGAAGCCUUAUGGUCCAGAGGACUGAUUAUGUCAGAGUACCCAUUAGAAACUGUAGAUGAUGAUUAAGAAUAAAUGUUAAUGAACUGUUUGUAAAA